Molecule: messenger RNA, 4849 nt
Organism: Mustela lutreola (European mink)
Lineage: Eukaryota; Metazoa; Chordata; Mammalia; Carnivora; Mustelidae
Gene: ASB15
Product: ankyrin repeat and SOCS box containing 15
Exons: 11
Coding region: 220-1986 (588 amino acids)
Biological process (GO): intracellular signal transduction
Cellular component (GO): cytoplasm
Molecular function (GO): protein binding
Source: RefSeq, a predicted model, not a curated record
ACCAACUGGGUACUUAAUUUUAGAUACACAGAGGAACACAUUGGCUCCAAGGCACUUCCUCUGGUUUAGGAAGGCAAGGCCCUGGAUAAGAAUGACAAGACGAUCAUUCCAAAAGGAGAAAUGCUGACGAUCCUCUCUGGGACUUCCAGGAAGUGAACGCAUCACUCCGAAACCGUAGCAGUUUCAAGAAACUGCUUCUUUCAAAAAUUCUAUCCAGUCAUGGAUACUAAUGAUGACCUUGAUGAAGACCAUCUUACAAGUUAUGAUAUUCAGCUCAGUAUUCAAGAAGCCAUUGAAGCCAGCAAGUCUGUGUUUUAUUCUGAAAGAUCUGUACCACUGAGUGAUCAAAACAGAAAACUUGUGGAAGCCAUAAAACAAGGUCACAUUCUUGAGCUCCAGGAAUAUGUGAAAUAUAAAUAUGCAUUGGAUGAAGCUGACGAAAAAGGAUGGUUUCCAUUGCACGAGGCUGUGGUUCAACCCAUUCAACAAAUACUUGAAGUUGUUCUGGAUGCAUCCUACCAGACACUCUGGGAGUUCAAGACCUCGGAUGGAGAAACACCCUUGACACUGGCAGUCAAAGCUGGUCUGGUAGAAAAUGUAAGAACUUUACUAGAGAAGGGAGUGUGGCCAAACACCAAAAAUGACAAAGGAGAGACACCCCUUCUGAUCGCUGUGAAAAAGGGCUCCUACGACAUGGUGUUCACUCUGCUGAAACACAACUCCAGCCUUGACCAGCCCUGCAUCAAGCGAUGGUCGGCGAUGCACGAAGCGGCCAAACAAGGCCGCAAAGACAUCAUAGCUCUGCUGCUGAACCACGGAGGCAAUGUCCACCUGAGAGACGGAUUUGGCAUCACGCCGCUGGGUGUUGCUGCCGAGUAUGGUCACUGCGAUGUGCUGGAACACCUCAUCCACAGAGGUGGUGACGUCUUUGCUCUGGCAGAUGAUGGCGCGUCAGUGUUGUUUGAGGCAGCAGGAGGGGGCAAUCCCGACUGCAUUUCCCUCCUGCUGGAAUAUGGAGGAAGUGGAAAUGUUCCCAACAGAGCGGGGCAUCUUCCAAUACACAGAGCUGCCUACGAGGGACACUAUCUUGCACUGAAGUAUCUUAUCCCAGUAACAUCCAAAAAUGCAAUUCGGAAAAGUGGGCUAACACCAAUUCACUCCGCAGCAGAUGGACAAAAUGUGCAGUGCCUCGAACUGCUUAUUGAAAAUGGCUUUGAUGUCAAUACCCCACUCGCGGACCACAUUUCUGGGAGCUAUGAUGACGAGCGGAAGACGGCGCUGUAUUUUGCCGUUUCUAACAAUGACAUCCAGUGCACCGAAGUCCUGCUGGCUGCAGGUGCAGACCCAAACCUAGACCCCCUCAACUGUCUGCUUGUGGCAGUGAGGGCCAAUAACCAUGAAAUUGUCCGGCUGCUUCUCUCCCAUGGAGCUAACGUCAAUUGUUACUUUAUGCACGUGAAUGACACGCGUUUCCCCAGUGCCAUUCAGUAUGCCCUCAAUGACGAGGUGAUGCUGCGCCUGUUGAUGAAUAAUGGCUAUCAAGUGGAGAUGUGCUUUGAGUGCAUGCAUGGGGACAUCUUUGGAAAUUCAUUUGUGUGGUCAGAGAUAGAAGAAGAGGUACUACCCGGGUGGACAUCUUGUGUAAUAAAAGAUAACCCGUUCUGUGAGUUUAUUACAGUUCCUUGGAUGAAACACUUGGUAGGCAGCGUUAUUCGUGUGUUAAUCGAUUACAUGGAUUAUAUUCCUCUGUGCGCUAAGCUGAAGUCUGCAUUAGAAGUACAGAGAGAAUGGCCAGAAAUCCGUCAAAUACUAGAGAAUCCUUGCUCAUUAAAGCAUUUGUGUCGGUUAAAAAUUCGAAGGCUUAUGGGACUCCAGCGACUCCGCCAGCCAGCCUCAAUGCAGAAGCUCCCUCUACCACCAACCAUCCAAAGAUAUAUAUUAUUUAAAGAGUACGAUCUUUAUGGACAAGAGCUAAAAUUGCCAUGAUUUAAAAGAUAAUAUUUUAAAUGUGAUUUAAAAAAUAUUUUUAAAUGGAGUUCAUUCAGAAUUUCUUGGCAUCAUUUUAUAUAGUUAAGUGUAUUUAAAUCCAUUAACAAUUUUAUAACAAUCGUGUGUUCUUAUGGGGACACCAUAUUGUACAUCUUUAAAGACCUUUACAUUGUGAUUUUUUUAAAAAGCCGGUCAGUACUUUGUAUGUGAAUUUCUAUUAAUUAUCUUCACUUCCAGCAAGUCUUCAAAUUCUCCCCAUCAGAUGUCUCCUACAAUGUCCAUCUCUCCUGCAUUUCUACAACAAGGAACCACUGUCUUAAACCCCCAGUUGUUGGCUCUUUCCUUCCUUUUAUACCCACACCGAGCUCCUUCUUGCCUGCGGAUACACACUGUCCUCUAGCUUUUGCUCCCUUUGCUCCCUUUCUCAAGGUCUUUAAUAACUGCCUUGUUGCUAAUUUCAAUGAGCAUUCUUAGUCCUUUCAUCUGAGUCCUACAGCAUAUAGGACUCCUGUCUGCUCCUUCCUUGAAAUGGCUUUCCCUUUGUUUUCAGGACACCUUGCUCUCUUGGCUCUCCCCUCACCUACCUCCCUGACCGAUUGCUCCUCUCUCUGGCUGCUUUUUGUGGUGCUUCUCUCCUGCCAACCCGUUAGUAUGUGUCUUAAGCUCUGUUUUCUUCUUGUGCUGUGUUCUCUGGGAGAAAUGUCAUCCACGUCGAUGGUUUCAAUAACUAACUGUAUACAGUUGGCCAGACAAUUUAUAUCUGAAGUUCAACUCUUUCUCUCAUCCUAUGUAAGCAAGGGUUCUAUUGGACUUUUGUUUUUUUCUAAAGAUUUUAUUUAUUUGAGACACACACACACACACACACACACACACGAGAGAGAGAGAGGGAGAGAACAAGCAGGAAGGAGAGUCACAGAGAGAGGGAGAAUCGGAGACUCUCCACUGAGCAGGGAGCCCAAUGGGGCUCCGGGAUCCCAGUACCCCGGGAGAUCAUGACCUAAGCCAAAGGCAGAUGCUUAACCCACUGAGCUACCCAGGUGCCCCUCUAAUAGACUUUUUUUUUCCCUAAUGGACUUUUUAAACACAAAGGCACCUCAAACUCAACAUGUCCCCAAAUAAACUCACUACCUUCCUCCAAAAAAGGUGGGGCUCCUUGCCUAUCUUCUCUAGCUCACUAGUUAAGCCCAAUUAUCAUCAAUACAGUUUCCUGAGGAAAAACCUGGACGUCAACUCCAACCAUCCCAUUUGUCUUACCCAAUAUAGCAAUUCACCAAAUCCUGGUUAAGUGUGUCCCUUGAAGACAUCUUCUUCUACUCAGUCUUACGGAUUUGGCCCUAAUUCUAGCUAUUAGCUUCUUUUACCUGGGAUGCAAUCGUGCUGCCUAACCGGCCUUCCUGCCUGCCGUCUUGGCCCAUCCCACACACGUUCUACCCACAGCAUCCCAGAGGGAUCUUUUACAAAUCUAAGUCGAGUUUCACUCCCCUGCUUAUAAUCAUUCCCUUUGCUCUUAGGAUAAAGUCCAAAGUUCUUCCUGGCCCUUCUGAUCCAAAUCCCUGCCUUCCUCCUUAGCUUUAUCUCUUGACUUCUCCCUCACCCCUCUCCUUUAACCAUAUUAAACACCUGUUAGAAGUCUGUUCUUCUAACAGUGAUUCCCAGAUUUUCAGAUUUUAUACACCUGUAGUUUCUGUCUUGUUAAUUUCAAAAAUAGGGACAUCUAUUUUUUUUUAAAAAAUCUAUCAUCUACUAUCACUGUCAUUUUAUAGAAGAAUGGCCAUUUUAAUGCCAGAAAGCCAGUUGGUCGUAAAACCAAUUAUUGUAAUUGAAUGACUUUAGUUUUGAAAAGACUUACCACAUUAUCUUCAUUUCCUCACUGAUGGGUGAAAAUUUCAUUCUGGCUCAGCAAAUAUCUGAGGUCCUUUGUUUGGGAACCACUGUUAUAGAAAUAGACCAUACUCUUUUUUACAUCGGGGUCUUUGAAUUUUUUUCUGUGCCUGGAAUCCUCUUUUCAUCUCCUUCUCCCCCUCUCCUCCCUCCUCCAGGUGUCAGCUUAGACGAUCCCUCCCCGGGAGGGGAGGUCCUAGCUCAGCACUUCUCAGGCUGGGUUUCAGGCCCCAGGUUCUCACCUGUCUGCCCCACUAGACUAGAAACUCUAGGAGGACAGGCUCUGUGUCUGUUUUGUUUUCCAGUGUUUUCUUAGAGCCAAACACAUUCCCUGGAGCACAAAGUUCAACAAUUAUUUGUUGAAUAUAUUGAAUGAGUACAUUUUGUGUAAGACCCAGACAAAAAUAAUCAGUGACCUCAUCACUAUCAUGGUAAAUUGAUAGUUCUGAAUCUGUGAAUUGGCUAUGUAACCUUAAUCAUGUAAUUAUUUAGAUUUGUUUUUCUUAGAUUUUAAUAAUAUGUUUUCCUUAUAUUUAUUUUUAUCUUUAGAGUUACUAUAUUUUUCCAAUGGUAAUACCUGAUUGAUUUGUGAAUUUUUAAAAUUGUAUUUAGUUUCAGUUAUCUUUAGAAGAAAAAUAAGCAUAAAAACAAACGUGAAAUGAGAGCUGCAGUGUUAACCCUCCUGUAUUCCCUAGAGGAUAUAUUUUUAUAUAACUUGAGCUGUAAUGUAUUUAAUUCAAACUAUAAUGUUUUGUGUAUAAUAUUGCAUGAUUCUUCUAUUGUUCAAGUUGUGGCUAAAGGCACUGUUACCUGUAAGUAUUGUUCUGAGUAAAUAAAAACUCAUACUGAAGAUGAAGUCUACUAUCUGAUAUUUCAGAUAUUCAAUAAAUCAAAGCAUUGACACUUUCUUCAAUGUAUUUUUGUGUAAGCACAUUCAAGCUGCUUCAGAUAUUAAAUAAAGUCUAGUAUACUAAAGCUG